UGCUUGGAGCAGCUUCCUGCACGAAUGGGUGGACCCAUUGCUCGUAAAAGCUAGAGACCUAUAAAACUACGAGAGCUCAUAACAAUAAUAUAGGGUGGAUGAGAAUUAGAAUAUAGUGGCAUGGAUCACGCUUAUGCACAUCUUACAAUUUAACAAAGUUCUUUGUUUCUGUUUAACGUUUAUCUUGCUAUUCAGUCUCCUUGUUCUUCUUAGUGAACUACUCAUGUCAUUAAACUUGGUGAAGUUUAGUGAACUGGGUGAGGAAGAAGAUGGUGACAACACUCCUGAUUUGGAGUCUGUGAAGGCUUUGACAGCCAGGUUGAAGCUGCAGACUCGGAGGCCCUCCUACCAGGAAUGGGCGCUUAGGGUACAGGGGAGGCCAUGGAUGAAGAACCAAGGUGGAUCAUCAGAAGACAAGGUGGUCUCCAGCCAAGGAAAAUGUUCCCCUGUUGGCAGUGUGUGUGGAUUUGAGUCUAUGGAUAAAGCCCUGGAAUGGAUCAGGAAAGAGUUGAGAGAAAUAGAGGCUGCUGACCACCUGCUAGCCAGGCAACUCAUGCUCCUUCGAUCUCGGAUCUCACAGCUGAAGGUAGAGCAGGCCUGUGAGAGACACAAGGAGAUGCUUGAUGAUGCCACUUUUGAUCUGGAAGGCUGUGAUGAGGACUCAGACCUGUUGUGUAAUAUCCCUCCUCGAGCAGCUUUUACUCUCUCCACUCCUCUGAAACACAUUGGUGUAACGCGUAUGAAUAUCAACUCCAGACGCUUCUCUCUGUGCUAAGAGGGUACAACUGACAACAUGAGCAGGCUGGACUUGUGGCAGUUGGGCAAUUGUUCCUCCCACCAGCUGGUUCUAAUUCUACAAACAGGCUUGGUUUGAAGACCAAUUCAGACAAGCCUGUUUGAGGAGGCAGAGAUCCGCAGGGUCACUUAACUUGAUGUUACAUGAUUUUUAAAAAAAAAAAUGUUAUUGAAUAUUUAUUGUUCAAUAAACAUAAUAUCAAUAAACAACCGUUCGUAAAAGUAGAAA
Spea bombifrons (plains spadefoot toad) is the source of this 1024-nucleotide messenger RNA. RefSeq names its product family with sequence similarity 167 member B (gene FAM167B). NCBI's taxonomy places the organism in Eukaryota, Metazoa, Chordata, Amphibia, Anura, Pelobatidae. The transcript is spliced from 2 exons. The record is from RefSeq and is a predicted model, not a curated record. The coding region runs from base 134 to 775 and encodes 213 amino acids.